AUGACCACUCCGCGCUCUACAGCUCCCGCGACGCCCGUCCUCACCGUCACACGGAUGCUGCGUUCGCCCUCACACGAGAGCGUGACCACAGAUUUGUCCCUGUUUUCAGUCUCCUCUGCCACCGGCAGCGAAGUCGUGCCCGGAGCCAGACACCGCCUCACAGGAGGACUCAGGCCUACAGAGCACCGGGGAUCCAGCCCUAAUCCGGACAAUCAUAGACACUCUGGCAGACCUGCCGACAUUCCAGAAGUGAUGUGGUUCGAAGAGGGAAAUGAUCUCAUCCGCAGCUGUGCUGCCCUCUCCUCCGCAUUGGGCAUGCAGAAGUCCUUCAGCACGAGCGACAUCGCCCAGCUGCCACUCCCAGAAUCUCACACGAACCAUCUUCGGCACACUUAUGCCGUGUCCGAACUGGCGCUCAACUCCCUUCAGCGCUGUGGUUACAUUCUAGACCACCCUCGUCUGGAACACACAUCCCGCUCCUGUUCCACGUGGGUGGCUGUCGGCGAGCUGGCGUCCACGUCUCAACUGCCGUCGCCCCAUGGUGGUCACGCCAAUACGCUUCCCUCACUCGCAGCCAACACGCCGCCGCCACCUGCCUUUACGGCCGCCGAUCUCAUUCGCUCCGUGAACAAGAAAGUGCGCCAGAACUACAUCCGUCGCCGCCUGCUCACCACCUAUCGCGCCCUGGAGCGUCUCUCGCAGAGUGAAUUCAACCUGGACCGCCUCGAGGCUGUAGCCGCCGCGGCCACCGUGUCCGCCGGCCCUGGACCCACGGAGCUCAUCGUGCCACCGCUCCGCCAGCCCAUCUGUCCCACGGUCACCAUCGCAGACGAUGAGAACCAAACGGUGAACCAACUAGCGUGUCCACAGCUGAAACGCAAGAUCCAGAUCAAUCUCAAUCGCAACAUCACCAUGUACGAUAUCGAGCGAGACCGCGGCAAGCCGCUGUCCAAGUACGAACGCAACAUGAUGAUUUUUAACUGGCUGCACUCCCUGGACGAGACUGCCGGGGACGACGAAGUGCCCCAGCAGUGACCGCAGUCGCCUCGAUUAAUCGC
Molecule: messenger RNA, 1058 nt
Organism: Phlebotomus argentipes
Lineage: Eukaryota; Metazoa; Arthropoda; Insecta; Diptera; Psychodidae
Exons: 2
Coding region: 1-1035 (344 amino acids)
Source: RefSeq, a predicted model, not a curated record